AUGGAAAGUGUGGAGCCACACGUUACCGCAAGCAGUUCGAGGGGAAGUGGCUCACGUAAUGUGUGUUUCACAACGACGGCGAAAGAAAGUAUUGGAACGGAAGGAUGGCUGAUUGACAGUGGCAGUUCGAUGCACAUGACAGGAACUAUUGAACAACUCAAGGAUGUAGUACCGUGUAAGAAAGGCGUUUUCUUGGCUGAUGGGAAGAUGGUGUCGGUUAGAGCUACCGGAACCUGUGAAUUUACGAAACGAGGCGUGACAGGCGAGAAAAUCGACGUGAAGUUGAAAAACGUUUUCUAUGUGCCCGGACUUGCAGCGAACGUGAUCUCGGUGAGCCGCAUGGUUGAUGCGGGAUACGACAUUUCUUUCGGACAUGAACGUUGCACGAUUCUGGAUGGAGUUCAAGCUGUUUUUGUUGGCGAACGACGAGGAGAAGGAUACUGGAUUCAGGAGGAGCUAUAA
This is a messenger RNA of Aedes albopictus (Asian tiger mosquito), 462 nucleotides long. RefSeq lists its product as uncharacterized. Lineage: Eukaryota; Metazoa; Arthropoda; Insecta; Diptera; Culicidae. Bases 1 to 462 code for a protein of 153 amino acids. The transcript has a single exon. The record is from RefSeq and is a predicted model, not a curated record.